AUGACACCCGCCAAUGCAUUCGAAACUCACGUUGGCCACUUCUGGGGUAUCCUCAACACUCGAGACUACAUGCGUGCACGGUUCGCGUUGGCAGAUACUGUCCGCAGAGCAGGGACACUGGACGGUAUCAAUGAAGCACUGGACCAUUUGCGGGAUAUGAUGCGGCUAUGUAGGUCUGACAACAUGGGGCUACGGGAUAUCAUCCCGUCAUUGAUGCUACAGCUGGAUAUGGACCAAGAAUGCUACGACUUCAUCAAGUGGUAUCAGACAGAAGGUCAGCGUGGUGACUACGAUUGGGAUAAUAUGGACCUGCCGUUCUUCAACAUCAAAGGUGCCAAUGUGCUGGAAGACGUCGGAUACCUGGACCGAAAGUGGGGAGGUGUUCAGCAUCUCUCAGCAGUCAUGUUGCUCAAACUGAAACUGCUCAUCGACAUAAUCAACAUCAAGCUUGCUCGUAAAGUGACUACAGCCCGAUUGCCACCUGAGCUAUGGAAGCGGAUCGAGCUGUACGUAUCGUAUCAAACCAUCACGGGCGUGCAGCAGAAGCUUGAACUUCACGUUAAGCUUCUUGCCAGAACAAUCCAGAACCUCAACGAACACUUCGUCUCCACCCUGUUGGACGCUGACGAAUACCUUUAUGGUCCACCAGAAUCAUAUUCGGCAGGAUCAUUUGAGGAAAUGCUACUGCUUUUGCAUUCCAGCUAUGCCGCUUGGUGGCAGCACGAGGGGGUCUUGGAGCUGCUGCAAUCCGCCAAAUCUAUCCCAGCCAAGGAUUCGGAGGAGGAGAUCGAGGGUAUGAUGGAUACCUUCACUUUCAGGAACAAUCCUGGGUCAGACAGGAGCAAAGAAGAAUUGCUUGACGAUGUGAGUCGCAACCGGCUUUGGGGGUACUUCAGCGAUGCCGUAGAAGAUGCCAUGAGUCUGAGCGAAACUCGUCCUUCCGAAGUCAAGAGGCUAGAGGCAAAAGCAGCAUGGGAGGCAGAAGAAGCGGAAGAACGUGAUUUCAUGGAUGAUGACUACGAGAGCGAUUCGGACUGA
Messenger RNA from Capronia coronata CBS 617.96, 1038 nucleotides. RefSeq lists its product as uncharacterized. The record is from RefSeq and is a predicted model, not a curated record. The transcript is spliced from 2 exons. NCBI's taxonomy places the organism in Eukaryota, Fungi, Ascomycota, Eurotiomycetes, Chaetothyriales, Herpotrichiellaceae. Bases 1 to 1038 code for a protein of 345 amino acids.